Messenger RNA from Aegilops tauschii subsp. strangulata, 834 nucleotides. RefSeq names its product FCS-Like Zinc finger 16. NCBI's taxonomy places the organism in Eukaryota, Viridiplantae, Streptophyta, Magnoliopsida, Poales, Poaceae. The record is from RefSeq and is a predicted model, not a curated record.
ACCAACCCCCUCCCCUGAAAGAAAAGAUCUCGCACUCGAAGCAGAGAGGAGCUAGGAGAGAGUUUGAUUAGCUAGCGAGAAGAUAGGCAUCCCCUUCAUGGCUGGCCUGAGCGUUCUCCUAGAGACCCAGGAGAGCAACUCCAUCAAGGCCAAGAUCAUCAGCAAGGCCACCCUCCAUAGCCCCAAGAUCUCCUCAUCCCCUUGGUCACCGGCAGCGAGGCCCACCGCAAGCACGGGUUCCUUCUUGCAGCGCUGCUUGCUGUGCCACAAGGAUCUAGCCGAGAACAAUGACAUCUACAUGUACAGAGGUGACAAGGCGUUCUGCAGCGUGGAGUGCCGGUGCAGGCAGAUCUUCAUCGACGAGGACGCCGGCAGCAGCUUCUGCGCCAAGGGCGCCUCCACCGCCGCCGUGCGGUCCGGCCGCCGCGCCACUGCCACCGGCGGCGGCGUGAGCUUCGCGUACUGAUGUGCUACCUCCAACACCAAGCAACCGGAUGCACGUAGUGCUAGCACGUAACGUACGUGUGCAAAAGCAAGAAGAAAAGAAAAGAGAGCUGUUUAAAGAAUGGAGUUAAGUACCGCCGUUAUGUGACAGCUCGUCGGCGGGGGCCCACAAGCGACGGGGAGCGUACGUGUCUCAUGGCCGUACCUAACGGAUAAGAUGGCCGGACAGCUGGCCCCACCUGACGCGGAGCAGGAUCCAGAAAACUGACGACACUUUUUUUAUUCUUUAUUAUCAUAUAUCACGUCUCUCCUCUCUUCGGUGGGGAUUAGCUUCUGCGCGAAGAUCAACUACUCCCUCCGUUCCGAAAUACAUGAUGUUUUACGGCUGCA